GCGCCGUAGCGUGGGGUUUCCCGGGGCUGAGCGCAGGGUUACCGCGCCCAUCGCCGCUUGCUUCAUGGCCGGGGGAAGAGACUGAGGUGCGGGAGAGGAACGAGAAAGCCUGGCGAAGGAACGAGAGGCAACAAAAUAAAUAAAUAAAAAAUACCCAGCCACACCAGACUAGAAGGGUUAGGGAAGCGGCCGCGGGCUCUGAACAGACGCAGCGAGUCGGGGCGGCGCGACGCCCGUUUGGUGAGAAUUUAACCGGCUUCACGGCUUUGCGGUGCCUCCUGUCCGUUUGCGCCGCCGGCGUGCCCGGUGUAUUACACUCGGCAGGUCGGGAAAAUAUAUAUCAUUUAAAGAACUGGGGAACGGGGAGUGCCGCCCCUCGGUAGCUAGUCGGCUUAGCCAGCUGAAAGUCUGCUGAUCGCCGGUUGAUGAGGAGGAGCGCAAUCGGACGGUUUCUGUCUCCACCGUCACCAGUCAAUGCCAUAUAUACACAACGGACACCGACGAGUAAAAAAACUGUUGUGGGGUACUUUUAACUUCUAAAGGAUGGUUUUUUCAUUUAGCUGUAUCUCACCAGGAAGAGGUAGCCAUUUUUCUGAGCACCAUCUUGGGGUCAAUCAUUGUGAACAAAACAGAUUUGCCAGUGUCUCGCCGGCCAGAGUGAAGUCUACUGUUUAGAGGAAGAUGAGUGAACUGGACCAGCUACGCCAGGAGGCUGAGCAACUCAAGAACCAGAUCAGAGAUGCCAGGAAAGCCUGUGCAGAUGCCACCUUGUCCCAGAUCACGGCGAAUGUGGAUCCCGUCGGCCGGAUCCAGAUGCGCACUCGGAGGACCCUGAGGGGUCACCUGGCUAAGAUCUAUGCCAUGCACUGGGGCACUGACUCCAGGCUCCUUGUCAGUGCCUCCCAGGAUGGAAAGCUAAUCAUCUGGGACAGCUACACCACCAACAAGGUGCAUGCUAUCCCUCUCCGUUCCUCCUGGGUCAUGACCUGCGCCUAUGCGCCUUCCGGGAACUACGUGGCCUGCGGUGGCCUGGAUAACAUCUGCUCCAUCUACAACCUGAAGACCCGCGAGGGCAACGUGCGUGUGAGCCGUGAGCUGGCUGGACACACAGGUUACCUGUCCUGCUGCCGUUUCCUGGAUGACAACCAGAUUGUUACUAGCUCUGGAGACACCACUUGUGCCCUCUGGGACAUCGAGACUGGCCAGCAGACGACCACAUUCGCCGGCCACACUGGUGAUGUCAUGAGUCUCUCACUGGCUCCUGACAGCCGGCUGUUCGUCUCCGGGGCCUGUGACGCCUCCGCUAAGCUCUGGGACGUGCGGGAAGGCAUGUGCAGGCAGACAUUCACCGGCCAUGAGUCUGACAUCAACGCCAUCUGUUUCUUCCCCAAUGGCAAUGCGUUUGCCACGGGUUCGGACGACGCCACCUGCAGGCUGUUCGACCUGCGUGCCGACCAGGAGCUGAUGGUUUACUCGCACGACAACAUUAUCUGUGGCAUCACCUCCGUGGCGUUCUCCAAGAGCGGCCGGCUGCUGCUGGCAGGCUAUGACGACUUCAACUGCAACGUCUGGGACACCCUCAAAGCCGACCGUGCUGGUGUUCUGGCAGGUCACGACAACCGCGUCAGCUGUUUGGGUGUGACAGAUGAUGGCAUGGCGGUAGCCACUGGCUCAUGGGACAGUUUCCUUAAGAUCUGGAACUGAGGCCUGGAGGCUGCGUUCGGAUUCAAUUCGACUGGAAGACCAUUCCGACAUUUAAAGUUAAACUUCAUUGUAUAUCCAAUCUUCUCAAACAACAAAAGAACUGUAAAGAAAACCCCAGGAACCUUCAAUGGGAAAAGGCCUUUCCUCUUCCUCCAAAAUAAAAAUAAGAGCACAAUUGAUAGCCCCCCCCCCCCCCCCCCAGAUAAGAGCAGCGGAGAAUCCCUGUGGUAUGAAAUGAGUAACAAGGAAAUUUGUGAAUUUUUUUUUUUCCUGGGACCAUUUUAUGUUUCUAUCUUGAAAUAGGAAAAACACAACACUAUCAUCCCAUGCAAAAGUGUCAUGUAUCUUGAAAAGAAAUGUUGGAGUGUAAUUGUACAAAAUGGUUAGUUUUUAAUUUUUCCUUUUUCGUUUCAAGGAUUCUGUGGGUGAAACUCUUGGUUUGUGUUCAGAGGAGAAUGAGCUUUUUUUUUUUGUCUCAGUCUAAGUAUUUUGGAUUUCAGUUUGUAGAUAAGUUUUAAUACAGAAGCCUGCCAUUUUUUCUCCAGCUUUACUGGUUAAUGUACCACAAACAAAUGGUGAGAGCUUUAUUGGAAAUUCCAGCCAGCUUUCAGAGGAUGCCACCUCUGUACGGUUAGUCCUGGAUGGUUAUUCCUUUUACAUUUCCUUACUGUUUUUCUGUCUUGCCACAAAUGGAAACUUUGAAUAUACUGAGUAACGUUAAAGCAUCCGCUAACCAAGCACAUACUGAUAAAGGUGAUGAAUGCUUGUUUUUACAAACAAAAAGAGCAGUUAACAACAUUUUGUCCUUGUACAUUGUUAUUGGGUAAUAUAGAAUAAUUUAAGAUUAACCACACAUCUGUGUUUCCUUUUUUAUUAAUAGGCCAGGGUUGUGCGUGUGUGUGGUUGUGCGUGUGGGUGUAUGUUCGGGGAAUCUCCCUCCGGAACUUCCUGUUUAAUCUGGGGGUAUGUUCCGUGCUUGGAAAUGUAGUUCCUUCUGUAUGAAUGAAAUGUACAAGUUGCCGAAGAUUAGUGAAACUGGUGUGUUUAUUUUAAGGCGUUAAAAAAUACAAAAGUUUCAGCCUGGGGUGGUGGACUCCUAGAGUGACACCAGAAGGUGCAUCUGGGCCUCAGCCUGAGCGAGGAGAGUCGGCCUUCGCUGUAUGCAUUCAUCCCCCCCCAAGUCUGAGCCAGGCACGGAACCGUACAUCAAGCCCACGCUGUCCACAUUUACAAUGAUUUGUUGUGAAAUAACCACACCACCUCACACACACGCAUGCAUACACACACGCACACACUCAGACACGCAUGUGCACACAUCCGGCUAAGAGAUUGAUUUAUGUAGCAGCCCGUUUUUUCCAGUACCGAAACGAGUGCUAGAAUCAUUUUGUAACACAGGAUUUUCUGACUUAAUUUACUGUAAAAAAUAAAUAAAUAAAAAUUUCAAAAAAAAAAAUAAGGGGGGGGCCAGCCUGUGAUGGGCAGCGCCGCCCCGUUCCUGCGACAGAUGCCGUCCUUAGCACUAGCGACAUCUUCCAUUUUGUUGUUUCCUAUGCGACACUGUACAAAACAAUGUGAUGUAAUUGUGUUAGGCCUGGAGUUAAAAAAAUAAUAAUAAACAAUGAAUGAAUUUCCUUUUCUCUUUCCAUGAGAAGUGUAGAGCUGCACCACUGUACCCACUUCAGUUUUUUUGUAUUUAAUUUCAAAGUCUUUCAGUGUACUGCAGAAAGCUGGAUGCAAGAUAGAAACUAUAUUAAAAUGUACUGUUAUUUAAGAUGUAAUAAAAAAGCAGUUUGAGACGUU
Messenger RNA from Brienomyrus brachyistius, 3504 nucleotides. RefSeq names its product guanine nucleotide-binding protein G(I)/G(S)/G(T) subunit beta-1. The coding region runs from base 682 to 1704 and encodes 340 amino acids. The transcript has 13 exons. Gene Ontology annotation, molecular function: signaling receptor complex adaptor activity; protein binding. Gene Ontology annotation, biological process: G protein-coupled receptor signaling pathway. Lineage: Eukaryota; Metazoa; Chordata; Actinopteri; Osteoglossiformes; Mormyridae. Gene Ontology annotation, cellular component: heterotrimeric G-protein complex; cytoplasm. The record is from RefSeq and is a predicted model, not a curated record.